This is a messenger RNA of Aricia agestis (brown argus), 2655 nucleotides long. RefSeq names its product mitochondrial potassium channel ATP-binding subunit. Gene Ontology annotation, biological process: transmembrane transport. The record is from RefSeq and is a predicted model, not a curated record. Gene Ontology annotation, molecular function: ATP hydrolysis activity; ATP binding; ABC-type oligopeptide transporter activity. The transcript has 14 exons. Gene Ontology annotation, cellular component: membrane. Bases 45 to 2123 code for a protein of 692 amino acids. NCBI's taxonomy places the organism in Eukaryota, Metazoa, Arthropoda, Insecta, Lepidoptera, Lycaenidae.
UAAAUAACACAAAUUUGAGGCUAUGUAUUAUAAUAUUAUAUAAGAUGUGGCAAAUUAUACAAACGCAGUCAUGUCAGCUUUUGCGGCAAAGAUUGCUAACAGUACAGAGCAAAGGUCAAUUUAUUAAUUUAAUCAAGACCAAGUCGUCGAAUGAGUUAAAGAAUCAUGUAUAUUCUAAUUUUAAGAAUACUAGCGAGAAGUUUGGUAUUCUAUGCAGUCCCUGGAAGAUAUGCACUGGAAUUAGUAUCGGUUUAUCCUCUCAUUUACUUAUAAACAACUACACAGCUCUAUGUAAGGCUCAGACUCAUUCAAGGGUUAUUCAGCGUAGACCAAAUGUACACGAGGACAGCGCAAAGUUUGACUGGAGAAGAUUCUUCGACUAUCUCAAACCACACAAAUGGUUGUUGGCUGCAGCUGUAGCUUCAGCAUUGGCUGUGGCAUUUUUGAAUGUUUACAUACCAGCAAUGUUGGGUGUUAUAGUGAAUGUGCUUGCCAACAUGAAGCACAAUCCUGGAGCAGACUUUAUUGAGGAGAUAAAGUUUCCAGCAUUGAAGCUCAUAUCAUUGUAUAUUGGACAGGCAACAUUUACAUUCUUCUACAUACAUCUACUGGCACAAGUGGGCGAGAGAGUGGCGGCGCAGAUGAAGCAGGACCUCUUUGUGUCUAUACUCAACCAGGACAUGGCGUUCUUUGAUCAGGAGAGAACAGGAGAGCUGGUCAACAGAAUAACAGUUGAUGUUCAAGAUUUCAAGAGUUCAUUCAAACAGACCAUUUCUGGUGGACUACGAGCAAUUACUCAGGUGGUGGGAUCAGCAGUGAGCCUGCUCAUCAUCUCCCCACAUCUGACUGGCCUCACCAUGUUGUGUGUGCCAUCCGUGGUCAUAGGUGGCACAUUCAUUGGUUCCUUGUUGAGGAAAUUGUCCAGAGAUGCGCAAGCUCAGAUAGAGAAAGCAACACUAGUAGCGGAGGAGGCGAUAUCUAACAUGCGGACGGUGCGCGCGUUUGCCGGCGAGGAGAACGAGGCGCGGCUCUUCGCGGCCGAGUGUGAAGCCGCUGCGGAACUGAACAUGGAGUUGGGACUGGGAGUGGGACUGUUCCAGGCUGGGACGAAUUUGUUUUUGAACGGCAUGGUGCUCGGUACUAUGUUUCUAGGCGGUCACCUGAUGGCGGCGGGUCAAAUGACCGCUGGUGACGUGAUGGCUUUCCUCGUCAACGCGCAGACAGUGCAGCGGUCUGUCGCGCAGCUGUCGCUACUGUUUGGCUCCGUGGUGAAGGGCCUGAGUGCGGGCGGACGAGUUUUUGAGUACAUAAACAAGCAGCCGGCUAUGGACACGUCGGGUACUCGCGUGAUCAAGUACCACGAGUUGCGAGGCGACAUAGAGUUCCGGGACGUUACCUUCGCUUAUCCCACGCGGCCUGACGCGGUGGUACUGAAGAAUUUCAACUUGAAGAUCCCGGCGGGUAAGACGGUGGCUAUCGUUGGUACUUCCGGCAACGGAAAAUCUACAAUAGCGGCGCUGUUAGAAAGAUUCUACGACGUGAACGCUGGCAGCGUGACGAUAGACGGCGUGGACGUGCGCGAGCUAGACGCGCGAUGGCUGCGCGGCCGCACGCUCGGCCUGAUAGGACAGGAACCCGUGCUCUUCGCGACCACCGUGAAAGAGAAUAUCAGAUACGGCCGUCCCGACGCUAGCGACGACGAGGUAUACGCGGCUGCUCGUACGGCUAACGCUGAUGCAUUCAUACGUGGCUUCCCCGACGGCUACGACACGAUGUGCGGCGAGCGCGGUAUAUCAUUAAGCGGCGGGCAGAAACAGCGUGUUGCCAUAGCGCGCGCCGUGCUCAAGAACCCGCCUAUUAUGAUACUGGACGAGGCUACCAGUGCCUUAGACUCAGCGAGCGAGAAGGUGGUCCAAACGGCACUGGAGUCGGCCGCCGUGGGGCGCACGGUGCUCGUGAUAGCUCACCGACUGUCCACCAUACGCGGUGCGGAUAUCAUCGUCGUGUUGAACAAGGGGCAGAUUGUUGAGAUGGGCAACCACGAGAAGUUGAAGAAGAUGAAGGGUCAUUACUGGAACCUCAUCAAGCAGCAGGACGAAGCGGAGGCCAGGACUGCGGGUUGAUGGUGAUGAACUAGACAAUACUUAGUCAAAUUCACAAAACAAGUAAUACUGUGGCUUACUGUGUUCAGAUUCAAUUUAAUUUAAACGUAAAGAAAGAAAAACAUUAGAACACUAUUUUUUUAACCUGUAGUUGCAGAACCGACGCGAAGCAUCGCUGCAAUUUUUUUAAAUUUACUACACAAUAAAAUACACGAAGUUUCACUGCAAUGUUUCAUAGCGCAAGACCGUGUAGUUCAAAAUUAUAAUUGCAAUAAAAAGCAUUAUUUGAAACCGCGUUACGUUAUAAAAUAUGACUUUCAAAAAGGAGCAUUUGGCUGUAUACGUUCUUUAUUUUUAUAAGUUUUCGUAUUGGAUCUAAGCUGAUAUAGAUAGAUUGAACUGCCUUACAGAAUGAUAGUACAAUUUUAAAAUGCACCAAGCAAUAACAUAGUUGCAAGUUUGUAAUUUAUUGUUGUGAAUAGUAAAAUGUCUUAUGAAAAUAAUUGCAGGGCCUUAUAUUUUUUUUUAUUAUGACAUUAUAAAUUAAUUUAUU